This is a messenger RNA of Armigeres subalbatus, 1445 nucleotides long. RefSeq names its product cyclin-dependent kinase 1 (gene Cdk1). Gene Ontology annotation, biological process: protein phosphorylation; mitotic G2 DNA damage checkpoint signaling; G2/M transition of mitotic cell cycle. The transcript has 3 exons. NCBI's taxonomy places the organism in Eukaryota, Metazoa, Arthropoda, Insecta, Diptera, Culicidae. Bases 197 to 1093 code for a protein of 298 amino acids. The record is from RefSeq and is a predicted model, not a curated record. Gene Ontology annotation, molecular function: ATP binding; cyclin-dependent protein serine/threonine kinase activity. Gene Ontology annotation, cellular component: nucleus.
GUCAUUGAUCUGUCAUGCUGCUGCACAAACGGCGGUUCAAAUUUUCCUUCGUUCGUUGGCAAGCAUAACGAAAUUGUAACUCCCAAAACUCCAAAAUCCGCCGAAAUUUGUUUGCAAGUAAAUAUUUUUUCACGGUUUCUGUGUGUAUUUUUUGUGAAAUAGUGGGAAAAAAACUAUCUGGGCGACAGGGUUCAUUAUGGAAGACUUUCAGAAAAUCGAAAAGAUUGGGGAAGGAACCUACGGUGUGGUGUAUAAGGGUCGCAACAAAGUAACGGGCCAGAUAGUGGCUAUGAAGAAAAUUCGUUUGGAAUCGGAGGAUGAGGGAAUCCCUUCUACAGCCAUUCGCGAGAUAUCCCUUUUGAAGGAAUUGAAGCAUCCAAAUAUUGUGUCUUUGGAAGAUGUUUUAAUGGAGGAGAAUAGACUGUAUUUGAUUUUUGAGUUUUUGUCGAUGGAUUUGAAGAAGUACAUGGACACAUUGCCACAGGAGAAGAUGAUGGACUCCGAUUUGGUGAAGAGCUAUAUGUACCAGAUAACGGCCGCGCUUUUGUUCUGUCAUAAGAGACGAGUACUACAUCGGGACUUGAAGCCGCAAAAUCUGCUUAUCAACAAGGAAGGAUUGAUUAAAGUUGCAGAUUUUGGCUUGGGACGGUCAUUCAACAUUCCGGUUCGCAACUAUACACACGAGAUUGUCACACUGUGGUACCGUGCCCCGGAAGUCCUACUAGGAUCCCCUCGUUACGCCUGUCCCGUGGAUAUAUGGUCCAUUGGAUGCAUUUUUGCUGAAAUGACCACCAGAAAACCGCUCUUUCAGGGAGACUCGGAAAUCGAUCAACUAUUUCGAAUGUUCCGAAUCUUGAAGACUCCGACGGAGGAAAUCUGGCCAGGGGUAACUUCUCUACCCGACUACAAACCAACCUUCCCAUGCUGGACGCAGAACAAUCUGAAUAAUCAAGUGAAAAAUCUCGACUCGGCCGGGUUGGAUUUGUUGCAGAAAUGUUUGAUUUACGAUCCGGUGCAUCGGAUUUCAGCGAAGAAGGUGCUCGAACAUAAAUAUUUUGAUGGGUUUGAGCGGAGAGCAGCACCGAUCGAGUAAAAGCGAGAUAAUAUUUCACAAUCUUAAGUUAUUUUCAUAGAGAUAUUUUCAUUUUUGUCGCCGUUCCGAUUCUAUGUUUCUGCGAUUUUUUUGCAGUAGGAGCUAAGUAGGAUGUAAAUAUUUCACCCGGCAGAUGGCUUAUCCGUAUAAAUCUUUUUACAACUUCUAGUUUAUAAGAACUUUUAGGUUUAAUAUAGACAGCAGGUUGGAACAGAAUUACUACUGCCCUGGUGUCGUUCUCAACUUCCAAACUGAACAAGACAACCAUUCUAUGAAACUAAGAAGAUCGAUCAAAUUAUUCGGAUGCAGUUUAUUUGGUAAAAUUAAAAUAUAAAUUUUAGAAAUAUUUCAA